GCUGAGGGCGGGUCCUGUUGGGGCCGGUCCAGGCAGAGGGUCCUCAGCCCUUCUGGAGGAAGAGUACUAGCCGGAGCGUCCACCGCCGACGGCAGAGAUCCCUUUGGAGCGCCGCCAUGCACCGGAUCGCGCUAUGCACGCUGCUCCUGCGCCUGGCGCCGCUGCUGCUGAGCACUGCGCACGGAGUCCGUAAUGUCUCCCGGAGAACAUUUGAGCUUGACUACAGCCACGACCGCUUCCUCAAGGACGGGCUGCCCUUCCGCUACAUCUCGGGAAGCAUUCACUACUUCCGGAUACCCCGCUUCUACUGGAAGGACCGGCUGCUGAAGAUGAAGAUGGCUGGGCUGAACGCCAUCCAGAUGUACGUGCCCUGGAACUUCCAUGAACCCCAGCCAGGACGCUAUGAGUUUUCCGGGGACCGUGAUGUGGAGUAUUUCAUUAAGCUGGCUCAUGAGCUGGGACUCCUGGUGAUCCUGAGGCCUGGGCCCUACAUCUGUGCCGAGUGGGACAUGGGGGGCUUACCAGCGUGGCUACUAGAGAAAAAAUUUAUUGUCCUCCGAUCUUCUGACCCAGAUUACCUGGCAGCUGUAGAUAAAUGGCUGGCAGUCCUUCUGCCCAAGUUGAAGCCUCUGCUCUACCAGAACGGAGGGCCGAUCAUAACUGUGCAGGUUGAGAAUGAGUACGGCUCGUAUUUUGCCUGUGAUUAUAACUACCUGCGUUUCCUGGCACACCGCUUCCGCUACCAUCUGGGCAAUGACGUCAUUCUCUUCACCACUGACGGGGCGAAUGAGAUAUUACUGAAGUGUGGGACCCUGCAGGGCCUCUAUGCCACGGUGGAUUUUGGAACAGGUCGAAAUAUCACAGAAGCUUUCCUAAUUCAAAGGAAGUUUGAACCCAAAGGACCUCUGAUCAAUUCUGAGUUCUACACUGGCUGGCUAGACCACUGGGGUAAACCCCAUGUCACAGUGGAUGCUGAAAUAGUGGCUGAUGCCCUCUAUAACCUGCUUACCCUUGGAGCCAAUGUGAACCUGUACAUGUUUAUAGGUGGGACCAAUUUUGCCUAUUGGAAUGGUGCCAAUACGCCCUAUUCGGCACAGCCCACCAGCUAUGACUAUGAUGCCCCACUGAGUGAGGCGGGGGACCUCACUAAGAAGUACUUUGCUCUUCGAAAUGUCAUUCAGAAGUUUAAUGAAGUCCCAGAAGGUCUCAUUCCUCCGUCUACACCAAAGUAUGCAUACGGAAACGUUGCUCUGAGAAAGUUCAAGACAGUGGCCGAAGCUCUGGACAUCUUGUGUCCCAGUGGACCUGUCAAAAGCCUUUAUCCCUUGAGCUUCCUCCAGGUAAAACAGUAUUUUGGGUAUGUGCUGUACCGAACAACACUUCCUCAAGACUGCAGUGGCCCGACGCCCAUCUUCUCUUCCUCCUCCAAUGGUGUGCACGACCGGGCUUACGUCUCUGUGGAUGGGGUCCCCCAAGGAAUCCUUGAUCGACACAUAAUGAUACCUCUGGAUAUUGAGGGGAAAGCUGGAGCCACUCUGGACAUUCUGGUGGAGAACAUGGGGCGUGUGAACUACGGCACCUUCAUCAACGAUUCUAAGGGUUUGAUUUCUUACAUGACCCUCAACUCCACCAUCCUCACCAACUGGACGAUCUUUCCACUGGACACUGAGGCUGUGGCACGCAGCCAUCUUGGGGCCUGGGAGACCCCUGAUAAGGGCCACUAUGGUGAAAAUAUUACUUCCACACUCCCCACCUUUUACGUGGGCAACUUCUCCAUUCCCUCGGGCAUCCCAGACCUGCCCCAGGACACCUUCAUCUCGUUUCAUGGAUGGGUCAAGGGUCAAGUGUGGAUCAAUGGCUUUAACCUCGGCCGAUACUGGCCCAAACAGGGCCCACAAAUGACCUUGUUUGUGCCAAAGAACAUUCUCAGCACUUCAGCCCCAAACAACAUCACAAUCCUGGAACUUGAGUCAUCACCCUGCAGAGACAGGAACCCAGAGCUGUGUACAGUGGAGUUUGUUGACAGUCCAGUGUUUAUCUGACCAUCAGUGGCCAUCUUCCAGGCCAGGCCAGUCAAGACUCGUGACUGAACGGCCUGCGACGCGACCGAGCCUCUAGGAGCACAGCCCUGAUCUGGCUACAUGGAUCGUCUUUGUCAUGCAAGAAUGGAAGAUACAUUG
Molecule: messenger RNA, 2180 nt
Organism: Acomys russatus (golden spiny mouse)
Lineage: Eukaryota; Metazoa; Chordata; Mammalia; Rodentia; Muridae
Gene: Glb1
Product: galactosidase beta 1
Exons: 16
Coding region: 117-2042 (641 amino acids)
Biological process (GO): carbohydrate metabolic process
Cellular component (GO): vacuole
Molecular function (GO): beta-galactosidase activity
Source: RefSeq, a predicted model, not a curated record